Messenger RNA from Miniopterus natalensis, 585 nucleotides. It is a transcript of the gene FXYD4, whose product is annotated as FXYD domain containing ion transport regulator 4. NCBI's taxonomy places the organism in Eukaryota, Metazoa, Chordata, Mammalia, Chiroptera, Miniopteridae. Gene Ontology annotation, molecular function: sodium channel regulator activity. The record is from RefSeq and is a predicted model, not a curated record. Gene Ontology annotation, biological process: regulation of sodium ion transmembrane transporter activity; potassium ion transmembrane transport. Gene Ontology annotation, cellular component: membrane.
AGUACUAAUCAAUCCGUGUCACUCCCCAAGCAAACAGCUCCUGCCGUCCACUGCUAUUGUCAUCUCUAAUGAGGAAACAGGAGUUAGUAACUUUCCCAAGACAGCCCCAUAAGCAAAUGCACCCUUGAGAUUUGGGCGUUUGCUUUCCCUCCAAGCAGGCAUGGCUGCCUGACUCCAGCCUGACCCCCUCUUCUACAGCCCUGCUCUGCCACUGUGACAUGGAGGGAGUGACCUGGGGCCUUCUCUUCACGCUGGCAGGCCUGCCUGCCUUGGAAGCCAAUGACCUGUUUGAUAAAGACAGUUCCUUCUACUAUGACUGGGAAGGCCUGCAGCUGGGCGGGAUGAUCUGCGCAGGGCUCCUGUGCAUCGCUGGAGUCUUGUUCGCCCUCAGUGGCAAAUGCAAAUGCAAGCACAAUCAGAAGUAGAGCCCCUUACUGAGAAAGCUGUUCCACUCAUCACUUCAGGCCCUGCGGACCUGCUGAGCACCGGACCAGCUUCAUGGAACUACCAGUGCCAGCUCCCAUGCUGUGCCCUCCCCACUUGGGGGCCUUUCUCUCUAAGAGUUGGCUCUUAGGCUCCCUUCUG